CGCCCUUUACAUAAAUUAGGGGCGUCUCUGUGUGACAUCAUUUGCCAAACUUUUCAACAUGGCGAUACAACGAACUGAAGAGAUCGAAGCAAUGGAAAAUGCGAACCUAACUUCGCAUCCUGGCUUCAGCAACGACAAGUAUUCUAUCCUCGUCAUUGUCGGUGAACAUAGUGGGACUGGAUUUGUGGACUACAUGGUUGCGGAGAUAAAGAGAGGCAUCCGCUCAUGGGAUGUGGACCUGACAUUCUGUAACCUGGACGAGCAGCUCAAGCUCUUUGUGUCUCGACACUCUGCCUUCUUCUCGGAAGAAAUAAAAGGCCAGAGGACGCUGCAGCACAGUGGAGACGUUCUGGACACCAAGGUGGUGGGGAACCCAUCCCAUGAGUUGGUCUGCUCAGAGGUGCGCCGGCUUAUAUCUGAUGUGUCUCGCCACAAGUUGUUGGUUCUUGCUGGACAAUGUGUCGAAGAGGCAGGAGACCUGGUCCUACAAACAGGAUGUUUCUCUCUCAGUGACUUCAUUCAGAUAUUUGCUGAUGAGGAGAUUGGAGAGUUAUUGAGCUCGGCAGACCCCACACAAAAAGCUAGCCUCACGCUGAGUUGUCCCAACUCUGGGGUGUGGAAGAACUCAGUGUUGGAGAAGCACAACCUACAAGACUUCAUUGACAUCAAAACAAACCCGCCAUCAGUGCUACCUGAAAUGGAAGGUCUGCAAGAGUUCACAGAAUACCUCUCAGAGUCCCUGGAGCCACAGUCUUCUUUUGAGCUGCUGGAGCCCCCCAGUACUGUGGGCUUCCUAAAACUCUCCCGCCCCUGCUGCUACGUAUUUCCAGGUGGGAGAGGAGACUCCGCCUUCUUUGCUGUUAACGGUUUCAACAUCCUGGUCAACGGUGGGUCCAAUCCACGCUCCUGUUUCUGGAAACUGGUUAGACAUCUGGACAGAGUAGACUCCCUACUCCUCACCCACAUCGGUACUGACAAUCUUCCAGGGGUGAACAGUCUUCUCCAAAGGAAAGCGGUAGAACUGGAGGAUGAACAGUCUGCCGACUCUCAGAUCAAUGAGGACUGGAUGAAAAAUCUAAUUUCCCCUGAGAUUGGGAUCGUUUUCCUUAAUGCUCCAGAGAGAUUGAAGUCAUUCCAGGGUGAUCCCGAAGAACUGCGGAGCUGCGAUCAGGUGGCACUCACGUUGCAGCACCUUGAAAGGCUAACAAUCAAUCCAGAGCCUCUUAGUCGCUCAAAUGGACCCACCAUUGAGCCUGUUAUACUUUUCCAGAAGAUGGGAGUCGGUCGUCUAGAGCUGUACGUUCUUAACCCAGUCAAAGGCAGUAAAGAGCUUGAGGCUUUGAUGAAGACCUGGCCCGGCAAUGGAUCCAACAUGAAAGGCUCAGAGAUACCCCUGCCUUGCCUCGUCUCCAUCUGUGCUCUACUGGUGUGGCAUCCUGCCAGUCCUCAAGAGAAGAUCAUUCGAGUUCUCUUCCCUGGGUGUACUCCGCAGGCUAAGAUUCUUGAAGGACUUGACAAAGUAAAGCAUCUAGAAUUCCUGAAACACCCCGCCGUGAGCCUCAGGGACCUUGAAGCAUCCAAAUCAGAUAAACAACCAAAACGUGCAGAGAGUCGGGAGAGCCUUAAGUCCCUGCUCAAGGAUUCAAGACCUAGCAGUGCCUUGCUGAAGGACAAACUUGGACGUGGGGACGUUAAGAAACAAGACGUGAAGACCAAGCCCAAGGGCCCAAGUGACAUUACUCCUAAAGAAAAGAAGGAAGGGGAAGAGAAGUCAAAAUUGAAGGAUGGGGAUGCUAAACAAAGACCUCCAAAACCUGAAAAGCUUAUGACAAAGAAAGAACCUUUAAAGGAUGAGAAAAAAGAAGGUAAAAAGAGGGAUGAGAGAGCCUCUGCAGGUGUUGCCAAAAAGGAUGAGAUUGUGGAGAAAAAGAAAGAACCAAUUAAGAAAGAACCUCUUGGUCUAAAACCAAAGAAAGAUGUCAAACCUGAUCCAAAGAAAGAGAUCAAGAAGGAGGUAAAGCCAGAGGAGAAGAAACCAACAAAACCUCUCAGCAAGGAUGUCAAAAAAGUGACAACUGGACCUUCAUUAGGAAACACAGAGGCAAAAAAGCCCUUAGGCAAGAAUGGAACUUUGAAGAAGGAUGCAAUCCCCAAGAAAGACUCAUUGAACAAGGGGGCAAAGUCAAAGACGGGUAAAAUGCCGGAGAAUCCAAAAGCUUUGGCCUCUGAAGGGGACGCGGAUCGUUCCAAGAUGUCAACGCCUGAAGACAUGACAGCGGAAUUCGAGAAGCUUAGAGCAGAAAAUGGAGAGUCAGAGAAAAAGACUGCUGUUGUAGUGAGCACUACAGGUAACAAUGAAGGAAUGGUGCAACCUGCAACAGAGAAUAGAUCAAGAGAAAAUGCAGAGAAGAGGGACAUGUUGGAAAGUCCAGAAAAGUUCCGCUGCAUGGAGACACUCCCAAAUCCAGAGAAGGCCCUGGGAACCACUUCACCUCUUGCAAAAACUCCUAAAAGUGACCGCAGUGUGUACUUUGAUCUCACACCAACUGAAUACAGGCUUCUUGAUGGGGCCCUGAGAAAUGGACAAGAAGAUGCAUGUGCCAGCUCAGAUGAGAAGACUUUAGAGUUGGUCUCCCCUGCUGACUCAGCCCCUAAUAGCGCUGGGCAUACCCCUUUCCACCAAUCACCUGAAGAGGAUGCUCAGGGCUCUGGUGAGGACAGUAGUCUCGGGGGAAGGGUGCCUAGCCUUGGGUUUGAAGACUGCCACGUCAUGGGUUCUUGCAGGAACUCUGAGGUAGGCUCCUUGAGGGGGAACCUAGAAAACUCUACAUCAUCACAGGACAAGCAAUCAAGCCUUUUGACACUGAGUCCCUUUAUGCUGCCUGACUCUGUUUCCGCCAAUAUUACCUCUAUGCCUGCUGAAAUCGGUUCCCCACACUCGACAGAAGUUGAUGAGUCUCUUUCCGUGUCUUUUGAACAGGUGCUCCCAUCGAUUGAUGAGUCACCCAAGGGAGACCAUAUGGACAGGUCCUACUCGAAUGGGCAUUUUGCUGAUCCUGACCCCAAAAUGGGGAUGUCCUUACCGUUGAGGACAUGUCAUAACAUGCGUCCACCAGGGGACGGCUCAGAGGAACGCCUUACUGGACUUCAGGGUCUUCUCCCUGACGUUCCCCAUGACGUCGACCUCUGCCUGGUCUCACCCUGUGAAUUCAAGCACCCAAAGUCCCCAGAGAACCAACAACAGCAUCUGUCUCCGGGGCUAGCCACAGGUAGCCCGCGAGAGCUCUCAGGAAACAGCGACCACUCCCAGGAGCUAGCUAAGCCACAAAGCGUCAUUAAUAGUGAUCGACAUUCGCCACAAGGCCAGGAGACUCCACCCACAUCUGCUAGUGAGUCCCUCAACACAGCCACAGAUUCAGACAUACCCCCAGGGACUGAAGACUGCCCCUCCAUCACUGCAGACAUGGACUCUGAUGAGGAUUCUGGGAGUUUCCCACCCCACCAUCCACACGACCAUCCCAGCUCUCACUCCUCCAACAGAGGAGCUCAACAUUCCUCUCAGGACCCUCCCCCAGCCCCAAUGAAGGACCUGCCCCCCUUGCCGCCCCAGCCCGGUGCCUGCAUGGCUGACCCUGAGGCUGAUGCUCCAAGCAAGACCUUAAAGAGCGCCGCCGCAAAAACCAAGAAACCAGCCGGUGUCACACAGAGGAUAACGUCAGCCACCAGUACAGCUCUGAACAGCAAGACCAAGACUGGCAGCACAACUGGUACAUUGAAGACCACCUCAAGUCUUGACACAAGGCCUUCAUCCCGCAAUACCACUAAUGGCUCCAGACCUGGGACUGCAAGGUCAACUUCAUCAGGUUCUGUGGGCAGUAAGGCCUGUGCAGCUGGAGGGGCCCCAGUUUACUUGGACCUGGCUUAUCUCCCAUCUGGUUGUGCCUCUACCACCAUUGACGUGGAGUUCUUCCGACGCCUGCGCUCCUCCUGCUACAUCGUCAGUGGUAACGAGCCCCUGAAGGAGUCUGUCAUGAGACCCAUUCUUGACGCCCUACUGGAGGGGAAGACCGCCUGGCCCGAUGUGCAGGUGACCCUGAUCCCCACUUUUGACUCACUGACGAUGCACGAGUGGUACCAGGAGACCCACGAGAGGCAGGGGGAGCUGGGCAUCACCGUGCUGGGCAGCAACAGCACUGUGGCCAUGCAGGAGGAGACCUUCCCUGCCUGUAAAGUGGAGUUCUGAGAGAGCGAGAGAGAGAGAGAGCAAGACGAAUCUACAGAUCCCUGCACUCUCACCCACCAACGUAUCUCACCCACUUUAUCUUCUCUUAAAUUAUGAUGGACUCAUUUCCCCCCUCUAAACUGACGAUUUCCCACCCCAGCAUGCAUCAAGUAUAGCCUGGUGGAUUAGCAGGCUUUGCUCCUCCUUUAAAUCCUAUAAAUAUAAAGAGGACUCCAUCAAGCACUCCCAUCUUUGCCUGGGUACGUCUAUACCAUGGAAAUGAAGUCAGAACAUGAAGAUGUCCAAGAGUCUUUGGUCUACCAACAUGAAGAAAGGUUGUUCAUUAUGAAUGCUAGGUAAGGUGGACUUAGAAGACUGGCUAUACUAAUCGAAGGUCCUCAUAUUUCUUAUCAGUAGCCAGGUAGUUGUGAUCCAAAUCCGCAACUGCUCAGAGGAAACUAGUCGACAGCUGUAGGAAACCCUCUGCCUCCAUGGGGCUGAACUCCUGAGUUCUUCCUUCAACGAUUAAUCAUUUAAUCCGUAUAGCAUUUCAUAGGUAUAUUUAGCCCUGCACCCAUUUGCACAGUUAUCAAUUUCCACAGACAAGGGGACCGCAGUGAGAGAAUAAGUGUUACAAUAGAAUAUGAUGUCCGUCAAAGGCUAAAAAAGGCAGAGGGUGUGUGUGAGGAGGUGAAGAUGGGACCUUUGUUGUCUCCUGGUGCGCAUGUAGAACGUGUAGAGACCUCAGCACUUACUGAAGGACGACGACAUGUUUCUACAUCCUAUUUGAGUUUCAUAGACGGUCUAUGAACAUUAUAAGGAGAUAGCCAAUGUCUUGGAAGGUAAUGCUAUGCGUGUGAACAGAAGGAUUACUCCGACAUUGAUAAAAUAAUGAAGUCCAUGUUUCAAGAAAUCAUGAAAUGUGCGGCAUUUUGUGUAACAUUCAUAUCAGUCACUUUAACCCUUCAUCUAGAGCACAUACUGUGGGAUACACUAUUGACAGUGUCUUUUUAAAUGAAUUAACUUGGUAAAUACUAAGUAAUCAUUUGUACUAAAAAUAAAUACUCAUAUGUAGUGGUAGAUGGAAAGCAAUAGACAAUUGAGUCGGUUAUGUACCGACUCACAUAACUGAAUUACAGUUUUAGGACUGAGUAGUUACUUCAUUAAAAAAAUGCACUUUGACUGAAGUGUUAACAGUACAGUAUAUUUCCACACUAAUUAACCAGCUUUUUAGCAACUAUCCAAAACCCUAUUUGAGUCCCUCCUCAAUACCAGAAUAGUUUUUAUCAUAGAGAAGCUGCAUGACGUCACCAUCCUCUAAUUGUAAUGAUAAACUGGGUGGGUUGCGCCCUGAAUGCUGAUUUUCUGAAAGCCGUGGUAUAUCAGACCGUUUACCACGGGUAUGACCCCAAAAAUAUUUUA
This is a messenger RNA of Coregonus clupeaformis (lake whitefish), 5644 nucleotides long. Its product is annotated as microtubule-associated protein 1S-like. The coding region runs from base 59 to 4243 and encodes 1394 amino acids. Gene Ontology annotation, molecular function: actin binding; microtubule binding. Lineage: Eukaryota; Metazoa; Chordata; Actinopteri; Salmoniformes; Salmonidae. The record is from RefSeq and is a predicted model, not a curated record. Gene Ontology annotation, biological process: regulation of microtubule depolymerization; dendrite development; axonogenesis. Gene Ontology annotation, cellular component: neuronal cell body; cytosol; dendrite. The transcript is spliced from 7 exons.